GUUUGCAGCUUCAACUUCAAUGAUGAAUUAACGCAAAAAAAAUACCUCAUUUUACAAAAAUCUUACAUGAACUGUAAAAAUUAUAACGUCGUUAAUAAAAGAAAUCAAAGCCUUAGCUUAAAUCAUGGAGAACAGUACUGUGAUGAAGACCCCUUCUGCAACUAUUUCCUAUAUAACAGUACAAGACAAGAAAUACGACUAUGCUAUGAUAAGAAGCUUGUACUAAAGAACCCCCAAUACGACGAAUUAUGGUUAACAAGUAUAAAAGAAAAAGUUUUUGAUAAAUUAUCCCCUUCACUUGUUAAUUCUCAAGGGAUAUGUAAUCAUAAAGUUGGCAAGUUUUUUUUUAAUACAUUAAAUGAGGCUAUAAAGGAUGGAAAGGAGAAAAUGCAGAAUUUUAUGAUAUUAAAUUUUCAAGCGAAUGAUAAAACGGAAAAAAAAAUAGAAGGAUAUUUCUGUGAAGCGAUAGAUUAUUUUGUUGACAGAGAAGGUUACGUCGUUUUUGACUUUACUAAGUUGGAGCACCCGCAUCAGUCCUGUCUAAGAGCAAGAAAGUGUGGACUCAGGGGAUCGGUGCAACCUGAUGACAGCAAACAUGAACAGGGCAUCAACCCUGGAGAUGUUGUGGAGGUCCACAAAUUUUAA
This is a messenger RNA of Plasmodium malariae, 645 nucleotides long. Its product is annotated as conserved Plasmodium protein, unknown function. Lineage: Eukaryota; Apicomplexa; Aconoidasida; Haemosporida; Plasmodiidae. The transcript has 8 exons. The record is from RefSeq and is a predicted model, not a curated record. The annotation marks the transcript as partial.